This is a messenger RNA of Caenorhabditis angaria, 4079 nucleotides long. NCBI's taxonomy places the organism in Eukaryota, Metazoa, Nematoda, Chromadorea, Rhabditida, Rhabditidae. The record is from the annotation of a GenBank genome assembly.
AUGUCGACAGGAAACCCUUCGUUAUUUUCGGUCGAAAUCGCAACUCGCGAAGAGAUUUUGAACCAAAUGUGUAAGUUUUUUGAGAAUUUUUAUAAAAAUGAAUGUAUAUAAAGAUAAAAUUUUAGAUUCUACAAAAGAUAUAAAUGCAAUUUGGGUUUUCACAUUCAAUUCAGAUCGAGACACAAGUUGGUUCGAAAUAGUUAUAAUCUAUGUUCUUCUCAUUAUUUCUUUUAUUUUUACUUUGAUUGGAAUAAAAUGCUCAAAACAAUCAACGUAAGUUAAGAAUGCCUAAAUCGUCAAUUAUUCAAAUUCGAAAUUUCAGAUUCCCUCACAUAAAUCAUCGAUGCAUUUAUAUUUUUGCAUUAAUUGCGUGGUGUGAGCUAAUAAUAAGUCGAUCUUUGGUGAUUUAUUUUCAACUAACAAAAAGUGGGUUUUUUGUUUUUCUUUAUUAUUAUUAUAAAUAAAGACACAGAGUUGUUUUUGUGAUUCAUGAAAAAGAGCCUGAAAUAUUUGCGAAACAUGAUUUGGAAUGCGCGAAAUAUUUCAGCUGUUUGGUAGCAGAUUACUGGUUGAGAUUACUAUCGUCGUGAAAUCUUUAGAAUAAUGAUUGACGUAAUGAAACAAAAUGAAAAAUUAGUCUCAAAGUUCACCUUUGGAUUAAAAAUACUCCAGAAAACAAAUUAUUUUGUUAGAGAUACAAAAAUCUUUAAUUUCAGAUGAAAAUCAAUCCCAUUAUCAAUCCUUAUUUUGGGCUGCAGUUUUCCGAUAUCAUUAUUUGUUUUUCGGAGCACAAAUAAUAUUUUGUGUAGUUUUUGAAAGAAUAAUGGCCACAUGUUAUAUGAGAGAUUAUGAGAAGAAUAAACGUCUUUGGAUAUUUUGGCUAGUGAUCUUUUUAACAACAAUCUCUUCACUUAUUUAUUCAAUGCUUACAAUUUAUGAAUUCAUUCAGAUGAGAUUUAUACUUUUCUAUGGGAUUUCUUUCACUUUUCCUGCAAUUUUAGUAAGUUUUUUUUGAAGACAACUAAUCUAAAAUGAAAAAGCAAUAUUUCAGAUUCUAGAAUUUCUAUAUUAUUUCAAUAAGAGCAAGUUGAACGCGCUUGACAAAAAUGAUAAAACUGUUCAAUAUUCUUUAAGUAUUCGAUAUCAGAUUCAAGAAAAUGUGAGAAGUAUUAAACUUAUUCGAGGACUUGUGAUAACUGUUGGGUUUUUCAUAAUUGCUGUAAUUUUUGGAGAAUGUCUCCCAAUUAUCAUGAAAUUUGAUGAAGAUUAUUUACACAUUUGUAAUAUAAUUUUCGACACGAUGGUUCACAUGUAAGAUUUUCGAAAAAGAAAUUUUAAAAUCAAAUAUACUUCUUGUAGAAAUCCAAUUCUGGUAGUUCCGUUAAGCUUUAUUUGUUUCGUCGACUAUAAAAAAGCGUUUAUUCGCAAUUAUCGCAGACAGUUUCCCAAAAUAUCUACACAAUCUUCUCGAGAUAGCCGCCGAAGAUCAGUUUUCAGUAUAACAAGGCAGAAAAAAACAAACGAAGGAGAUGUUUAUUUCGAAAUGUUUAAUAAAACCAUGAUGUUUUCGAAAUCAACAAAUCAGAAAUAAAAAGCCACUGUUUUAACUACUUUGAAUAAAUAUAAUUUUUUCUGACAAUCGUCAAUUGUUUCCAGAAUCACAUAACACAUAAAUCACUCAUAUUUAUCAUAGUAAUUUCGUUUCCAUAAGCAACACCCUUAAAACAAAAAAUUAGUAGAUCAAAUUGCGCAAGCUCGUGAUAAAUCUAAUUACUACUUUCAAAUCCUACUAUAAAAAUGACGAACUGGCAGACCAUUGAGCAUAAAAUAUGCCUUCUUUCCGCGCUGUUCAAAAUUUUCACUUUGACAAUAAUUAUGAAAUUGCACAGUCUGCAAAUCGUAUGACAGCUAUAUUUGUCUGUAGUAUAAUAAAUAUUUUCAUCAUUUUUCGACUAAUUAUUGCAAACAGAUUUCGUGUGACAAAUGAUUAUCAAAUAAUCAUAAUUAUUCAAAGUUUUUUCAUACUAAUUGCAAACUUCGCUGAAGUUCUACUCAAUGAAAUUCAAACAAUAGAUCGAUAUAUUGUUAAAAUUGGACAUCCUGUACAUCCAUAUUCGGAUAAUCAAAGAAUAAUUGUUUCAGUUUUUGCAGUUGUUUCAUCAUUUAUGGUUGAAGAUAUUCUAGCACUUUUCAACUUACAUCGUCUCGUAAUGUUCACAAAGUAAGAUAUUUUCGGAGGUAUAUCGAUCUUUAGAGAAAAAAUAUGAUUUCAGGCCUCAAAAAAUAAAAAGACUAUAUUUAGUCUAUAUUCCGAUAUCUUUAUCUUCCUGCCUUGUGAACAUUGCUACAAUGUUUAGUGAUAUAAAGUCUGGUUACAGCAUCGAUUUAUAUUUCAAGAAUUCACAGCUUGGAUUCUUGACAAUUGUAAUAAUAUAUUGCUAUGUAAAACUGAAAAGAUAUUUCUCGAAAAACGUUUCGAUGUCUGAGAAAACGAAACAACUUCAGAGAAAAUUGUCGAUUUCGAUUCUCCUACAGGUAAGGUUGAUUACAACGAUAAAAAAGAGUUGCAAAAUUUUCGGCGAACUCAUCAUUUUUUAUCAUCAUUUGAAUGAUAACUUUGGCAAAUUUGUUUGGUUGUUUACUUGGUUCUUAUCAGAAUUCAGGUAUUCAUGUGAAGUUUUCGUGAUAAAAAUAAAUUUGCAAAGGUCGCGAAAAUGUAGCGAAAGAUAAUCGCUGAUUUUUGAGUUAAUAAUUAGACAAAAACGAGUAAACAAGCUUAUAAAUGUCAGAGAACAGUCAGAAAUAUGAGAGUUGUACAUGAAAAUCAAAAAUGAAAGGAAAGUUUGCUCCAAGUAGAAAUUUUUGUCAAUUUUUCUUUAAUCCCCCCUCAAAAAACUCACCGCUUUUCUCGGCGGCAUCUCCUUCUCGCGCUGUUAAACGACCAGUUGAAAUUGCAAAUGUGGCAUUUUUGCUGUAAAAUUACGUAUUUUUCACGUCAAAAUGUUCAAGAAAGUGAAAAAACCACGAAAAUCCAAAAUUAUCACAGCCCGGAAACGCGUUGUAAAAUUUGUGUGCGACGGGCAGACAGGUAGAGGAGAAAAUGGUCUCGCAACGCCGCUAAAUAGGAUGCAAAAGGGGGAGCGGGAUCUGUGGUGUGUCGUUGUGUGUUUUUUUUGUCAUUCUUGUUUUCGAAUUUGUUCAGAGCCGCGGCUGAAAAUUAAUUUUUCAGCCGCGGCUAACUGAUCGAUAGCCGAUUGAGAAAAAGAGAAGAAAAACAUUGAAAUCCCGCGUGGUCUACUCUAGUAGAACUUAUUAACCUGUGAGCCUAGCAUUUAUCACGCUGCCAGCUUUGGAAAAACAUGUUGAAGCUAAAGUAGAGAAAACAAACAAAAAAUGUCAGCUACGGUAAUAAAGGAACGCACAAUGAAAAAAAAGUUUGGUCUCACGACGAAGAAAACUUUAUGUGUGUGCGCCUUUGAUUACUGUGUGAGUUUUUUGUUUUUUUUUUCAUAAGUUUUUGAAAAAAGACUAAUAAAAAUUAUGAAAUCUCCGAGAAACAUAGAAAAGAAACAAAUAAAACAAGAAACAAACCUAGAAAUACAUUUUCGUUCCUUUAUUCGCUUGAGGAUUUUCAAUCGAUUGCAGCAUGCUCAAAAAUAAGAAAUAGUAGUUUUUCAAUUUUUUUUAAUGUAGCCACGUAUAGAAACCGUAUAGGUCACGUUUUUGUAAAUAAAGAAUUCAAAAAACACCACUAAAAAAUAUAUUUCCAGCUUCUCAUAUUGUUGUUCAUCGCAAUCGUCGCCAUUUUCCUACCCAGUCUCAUAAUCUUAAUCCGCCCCGAAAUUGAUUCAACAUCAUUUUAUCUGAUUCACUCAAUAAUCGCAGUAAUCCUAAUUCAAUGGUGCUCUGUGUUGUCAUCGCUAUUAAUACUUUGGUCAAUCAUCGGAUUCAUAAAACCCCAUAACUUCACUGCUCCGAAAAGAAGCAGCUUCUUGGUUGAUAAAAACUAUCAACCUAACACAAAUGAUAAGAAGUUAGAUGUCAAAGUUCUUCAGAUAAAUACACAAUUCAUGUCUUAA